GUGCCCUAUCUCUUCUUAGUGCUGCCUACUGCAGCUGGCAAAACAACAUUAUUCCUGUUUGGGGCUAGUCUAGCCACUAGUCAGGUGACUAUGGUGAUUGUGCCAUUGAUCUCUCUGAAGCUAGACCUAUUUAGGAAAGCUGCUGCCUUAGGCCUCCAGCCUACUACCUGGGACCCUAACCAGAUCAUGCCAUCAGCUAGUUCUAGGGUUAUCUUAGUGCAGAUUAAGCAUCUAGAGAACCCUAGAUUCAAUGAGCUAGCUGAUCAUCUGAUUACCCAGAAGAGGCUAGCGCGAAUUAUCUGGGAUGAAUGCCAUCUCAUUCCACUAGCGCAAAGCUAUCGGCCAAUCAUGUUGCGGGCCUGGCAUGCCCUAGCCCUACCUGUGCCCAUGGUAUUCAGCUCAGCUACCCUACCUCAUCACCUGCAGGCGGAGCUA
Molecule: messenger RNA, 435 nt
Organism: Aspergillus udagawae
Lineage: Eukaryota; Fungi; Ascomycota; Eurotiomycetes; Eurotiales; Aspergillaceae
Exons: 1
Biological process (GO): double-strand break repair via homologous recombination
Cellular component (GO): chromosome; cytoplasm
Molecular function (GO): four-way junction helicase activity; nucleic acid binding; ATP binding
Source: RefSeq, a predicted model, not a curated record